Mesoplodon densirostris (Blainville's beaked whale) is the source of this 1785-nucleotide messenger RNA. RefSeq names its product iodothyronine deiodinase 3 (gene DIO3). The record is from RefSeq and is a predicted model, not a curated record. The transcript has a single exon. NCBI's taxonomy places the organism in Eukaryota, Metazoa, Chordata, Mammalia, Artiodactyla, Ziphiidae. Gene Ontology annotation, molecular function: thyroxine 5'-deiodinase activity.
AUGCCUCGCCAAGCCACCCCGCGUCUGGUGGUGGGGGAAGGUAGAGGGUCCCAGGGGGCUCUGGGGGGCGCCGCCACCAUGCUCCGCUCCCUGCUGCUUCACUCUCUGAGGCUCUGCGCCCAGACCGCCUCGUGCCUCGUGCUCUUCCCGCGCUUCCUCGGCACGGCCUUCAUGCUCUGGCUGCUCGACUUCCUGUGCAUCCGCAAGCAUUUACUGGGCCGCCGACGCCGGGGUCAGCCCCAAAGUGAAGUGGAGCUCAACAGCGAUGGCGAGGAGAUGCCCCCCGACGACCCGCCUAUCUGCGUGUCCGACGACAACCGCCUGUGCACCCUGGCGUCGCUGAGGGCAGUGUGGCACGGCCAGAAGUUGGAUUUCUUCAAGCAGGCGCACGAAGGCGGUCCGGCGCCCAACUCCGAGGUGGUCCUGCCCGACGGCUUCCAGAACCAGCACAUCCUCGACUAUGCCCGAGGAAACCGCCCGCUGGUGCUCAAUUUCGGCAGCUGCACCUGACCACCGUUCAUGGCGCGUAUGAGCGCCUUCCAGCGCCUGGUCACCAAGUAUCAGCGCGACGUCGACUUCCUCAUCAUCUACAUCGAGGAAGCGCACCCCUCGGACGGCUGGGUCACCACGGACUCUCCCUACAGCAUCCCGCAGCACCGCAGCCUGGAGGACCGGGUCAGCGCAGCGCGGGUACUGCAGCAAGGUGCUCCCGAGUGCUCUCUGGUCCUCGACACCAUGGCCAACUCUAGCAGCUCCGCCUAUGGCGCCUACUUCGAGCGCCUCUAUGUCAUCCAGAGUGGCACCAUUAUGUACCAGGGCGGCCGUGGCCCCGAUGGCUACCAGGUCUCCGAGCUGCGCACCUGGCUGGAGUGCUACGAGGAGCAGCUGCAUGGCCCUCAGCCCCGUCGAGUGUAAACAACCAAUGGACAAUUGACUGAACUUGGCGGGCCAUGCCUUCGAGCCUUCGAAGCCCAAGUGCAAACACACCCAAACAAAGGCAGGCUUGGCGAGGGCCCAGUGACACAGCUGUGCUGAGCCAUGGAUCUAAGGCUGAGUCUGCCCUCUCAGCCAAGCCACCUGAAGACUCUCCUCCGCCCCCGCCCCCGCCCCCCCCCCCCCCCCCGGCCCCGGGCUCUGCCUUUGUGACUGCCCUUGCCUGUACUUGCCUGGCUCGCUCUAAAUCCCCUUCUGAGUGCGGAGGCAACGCCACCCUUGCCUGUGUGCCCCUGGACUUGUCCUCGCAGAGGCCCCUGCCACGCGACCUCACACUCCCUCCCCAGAAGAGAAUAGCCAGCGUGCCUUUGGCCCCGCGCGAAGAGACUGGCUGUGCCCGCGCGCCCUGAGCGCAGCUGGGUUCCAGCAGCGCGAGCCGCUCGCCUUAGUUGCCUGGCACCCACACCUGUCGCGCACGGGGAAGGGAUGCCCUGCUGCUUUUGUGUCUAUUUCUUGUCCCUGAGUUGGGGGAGGAGGUUUGGGGUGGGGAAGGGUAGGCAGGGUUAUUUCCCCCCUUUAUUUUGGGUGCUCACGAGCCCCGCUGCUGAUGACGAACUGUCUCUAACUGGUCUUGACCACGAGCUGGUUCUGAAUUGCAGGAGGCUUGCAGUAGCGCCUAAAACGAGAGGGGAAAGUGCUCUGGGUUUCCAUGUGGAAACCGCGUCAACGGGGUGGGAGAGGGAGAUUGGGGAACUGCUUCGGGACAGAGGAAAACGGCUUGGGAGGCAUUGGCGAGGUUUGCAGCGUCCCAGGGAGAAGGAAGGGGCUGGGGCUCCUGGCACACGGGGUUUG